ACAGAUAUCUCCCUUCUUCUUUGCUGCUCAGCAGAGUGAUUAAGAUAAGUAUUUUUUCUCUCAAAACACUAAUAUUAUUUCCAUUGCUUAUUUCAUUAAUUAAUUAUUUAAUAAAUUGUCAUUCCUUUUCUUUUCUCCUUUUAUCAAUAUCUUUCUCCCAUAUCUAGUUCUAUAUAACUAUUUUAUUCUCAUUGCGAUUAUCCUUCAUUCCACAUAUUCUAAUCGCUUUUCCCUGCUUCUCCACGGUUAUUCCGGUUCUCAUUUUAACUCCAUACCCCCCGGUUCAUUCCCCCCCCUUUUUACUUUACCUCACAAUAUUCCUAUUUCUUCUCUUCGCGCCGUUAUCGCAGCCCGAGCGCUCCCUGUAUUCUCCGGCGCUCACGCAAGUCUCGCGAGACUUGCUGACAGAGAGGUCGUCCUCUGUCUGGCGUUCUCGGGAUCUCGUCAUUCUCCUCAGAGUGACAGAACCUGCAGGACGUGUAUUUUCUCCUCACACUGUAUCCUAUUAAUUGUACAAUUUAUAUCUUUUAAAUAGAAAUUCAUUCUGAAACAGUAUUUCUCUUUCCUCUCUUAUCCUAUUCUGCCACCCGGUAGCUGUAUUCAAUAUUCAUAGUUCUUCAUCUUUUAUCAUUAUUGUAACUCAUUUCUCUCUUAUAAUAUUAACUGACUCUAUCAUUAAUUGUUCCUAUAUUCAAUUUAAUUGUCUAUUAGUUUUAAUCCUUAAUUAUACCCUUACAGAUAAUUUUUUUGUUGUGUUCUUCUGCAGUUAUUUGAAAAAUGUCUGAGGAAAAUAAAACUCCAUCAGAAAAUGUUCUCCCAGAGAAUUUACAAUCUCUGGUGGACGCUUCUAUUUCUAAAUCCAUUAAUGUAGCGGUACAAUCCGCAGUCUCUGCUUUGCAGAGCUCUAUUGACAAAUCAGUGUCACUGGCCAUAGCCCGCUCCAAUUCCUCAAACAUGGGCUCUAUACCUCCCUUAACCCCCUCGGACCAAUUCUGGUCCCCAGAGGAGUCCGUGUCCCAAUUGGCUAAGGGACUUAAGGGGCCAGGAAAGGCAAAGGCUAAGAGAAGGCAUUCUACUGACGGCCCCUACUCCGCUAGACAAGGUAAAAAUACCUCAGGAGUACGCCAAGAUUUAUCACAUUCUCAGAAUGCAGAAUUUACUCAAGCCUCUGGCACAGGUGGUUCACACAAACCACAAGACGUACCCUCAACCCGUGAGGAAGCUCAAUCCAGCAGGGUUAAGAAGUCUAGCUUCAGAGCUAAGCCAAACUCCUUCAAGGUAUCCUCAUCUGAAGAGUCAGCUGACUCAGACAUUGGGGACAUUGAUGAGAUACUAUAUGUCUCGGAGGACAGUGAUGCCAAUCAUGAUGACCCUGGCAGUCAGGAAGAAACUAAUUUAACUGAAUCGGGUGACACAUACUUUGACCCGGCAUUGAUAUGUCAUCCACGUUCUGGGGAAUGGCUACCAAAAACAAAGGUAGCCGAAUUCAUUUCACAAUGGGCCAACAAGCCUCUGGACAAACCGUCCCGUAACAAACUAAAAGCAGAAUGUCCUAGACCAACUCUGCCAAACAAUGCCUCUCACACCCCAGAAUUAGAUCCACUCAUUGCAAAAUUUCUCUUUAAAACCGGUAACAACCCAAAAAAGGGAGUGGAUAGAAGUUUCAAGUCCUGUCAGGACAAGUUGAUGGACCUAUUGGGUCCUCUGACAAAAAUUUUAAAUUUAGCAGAAGAGGCAUCCACUUCAGAUACACAGGUGGAUCCUGAAACCCUUAAAGGGUGGGCCCAAAGGGCCAUAUGUAUUUUCGGGAAUGCUAACGCUUCCCUCUCUAACGAGCGUAAACGCUCCAUUCUGUUAAAAAUAGACCCCCAGCUAACCAAUUUGGCCACAGUAGAACCACCAAAUCCCACCAAGGGCAUGCUCUUUGGAGAUGAUUUCAUUAAAGAGCUUAAUAAAUAUGUUGGCCUAUUCUCAUCUCUGAAUAAGGCCCAAGUUUCAAUGAAAAAAGUUUUUUCUCAACGAGUUUUUGGGAAGGCUGGAAGAGGUCGGGGCCGCUCUUCCGGCCGUUCCUCUCAAAGUCAAUAUCACAGAGGCUCCUACUCCCAUACAUCACAAUCCUCAGGCCACUCCUCCGCACCCCCUCCCCCCUUCUUUCCAUACAGGGGCAGACCAUGGAGAACCAGAGGUCACAGAGGAUUUCCUCGUUCAAGACCUCCCACAGCUCCACAAUAGGAUCCCUUCUCCGUUAGUCAUCAACUUUGACGUCACCUCACAGGAUCCACAUUCCUUCGACUUCCAUUCCUCCUACACUAUCUUCGUGAUCAACUUCCUGUAAUUUCUGCCAAUGGAUGGUUUCCGCAAAGAAGAAGGGAGAUAUCUGUGUGUGGGAUACCUUUAUCACCUGUACUACAGUCUGAUUGGCUAAUGUCACGGGACUUCAUGCUAGGUUGCACCCUAGGUUGCAUGUUCAUAUACCCUUUGUUAUAUUGUAAAAAAGUCUUUUUUCUGUUAAUACUUACAUUACAUACUAGCUGCUGAGUUUCAGUAAAGAAG
Hyla sarda is the source of this 2553-nucleotide messenger RNA. RefSeq lists its product as uncharacterized. NCBI's taxonomy places the organism in Eukaryota, Metazoa, Chordata, Amphibia, Anura, Hylidae. The coding region runs from base 778 to 2232 and encodes 484 amino acids. The record is from RefSeq and is a predicted model, not a curated record. The transcript is spliced from 2 exons.